AUGGCUUUCUUUAAGCAGGUCCGGACUCUAAUGUCCAAGAAUUUCCGGUAUCUGCUCUUCCGCCACCUCACAAAGGUCAUCGUCAUGGCCUUCCUCGUGCCAAUCAUCCUGGCCGCCUUCUUCAGCUUUGCAAAGAACCUCUUCGUCCCACCUGCAAUUUUCGGCUUCGGAGAGAUUCAUCCUAUCAAAACUCUAUCGCAAGCUUUCGACGCUGCUUUUAACAGUGGCCGGUACAAAGUCGUGCUUGUCGACAACGGAUUCACAGGAGGGAGCAUAGAGAAUGUGCUGGAUCAGCUUCAUACGCAGAUAACAGCACAGGGGCCUUGGAUCGACGUCGUCAGAACAAACAGCGAAGAUACACUGGUCACCGAGUGUCGAAGCAGCCUGCGAGGAGUUACAACCUGCUUUGGGGCUGUCGUCAUGCGGUCGUCGCCAAAUGAGGGAGACGGUGGUCUAUGGAACUACACCAUUCGCACGGAUGCCGAGAUGUCCGACAGCCCCCUCAAGAUCAACGUUGACAAGUCUGACAAUCCCGAAGAGGUCUAUCUUUUACCUAUUCAACGCACCAUAGAUGGUCUCAUUGCCGGUCUGAACAGCACCGAGGCGGCACAGGCUCUUGCCAACACUCAGGAGAUGCCCUUCACCAACUUGACCCAGAAAGAGAGAGCAAAAAAAGUGAGGGCAAUCUUUCACAAAGCUAUUGUGAAUUUUAUGGGAGUUGCCUUCAUUGCCUCCGUCAUUUGGAUCACAUACCACCUGACUGGCCACAUUGCUACCGAACGUGAAACUGGCAUGUCGCAGCUUCUGGAUGCCAUGAUGCCUGUUAGCAAGCCGUGGAUGUCACUGGCAGCCCGUAUCAUCUCCCACCAUCUCUCUUUCUCCAUCAUCUAUUUGCCGGCGUGGGUUAUAGGAUCCGCCAUUGUGAAAUAUGGCGUGUUUUUCUACACCAAUCUUGCCAUUGUUCUCCUCUUCCACAUCACCGCAGGUCUUGCUCUUGCGUCUAUGUCUAUCCUGUUUGCCUCCUUCUUUAAGAAGGCCCAGCUCAGUGGCAUUACCGCUAUUCUUGUCAUCCUCUUGCUUGGCAUUCUGGCCCAAUCUCUCACUCAGCCCUCAACGGGACCUGUGGUGAUUUUGUCAGUGCUCUUUUCGCCAUGUGCCUAUGUCUACUUCAUCACCCUCAUGUCUCGCUUUGAGAAGCAAAAUAGGCCAACAAACCUUGUCGAAAUAGCCCCCGACAGCCCCUGGAAGCUUCCAGUAAUCGAGCAGCACCUCUAUGGUACCUCCACGGAAGGCCGCAGCAUAUUAAAGGCUGGGGAUGGAAGUCUUGGCGAGGUUGCUGUCAAACUUGACAAAUUCACCAAGAUUUACAAACCUAGCUUCUUUUCGCGCGUGUUUGCAAUGGGUUCCAAACCUAAAGAGCCUGUUGUAGCCGUCAACGGGCUUAGUUUCGACGUCAGAAAGGGACAAAUUGUCGCCCUUUUGGGUGCCAACGGAAGCGGCAAAAGCACAACCUUGGAUGCAAUUGCAGGACUGAAUAAGCUUACCAGCGGAUCAAUUACGAUCGACGGCAAAGGCGGCCUUGGUAUUGCACCGCAAAAGAACGUCAUAUGGGACGACUUAACGGUCGAGGAGCAUCUCAUCAUUUUCGGCAAGCUCAAAUCACCAUAUGCACCGGCAACCAAAGAACAGAUUACCGAAUUAAUCGACUCUAUCGACCUCGUCCAUAAACGAAAGGCUCUAGCUAAAACUUUGUCUGGAGGUCAGAAGCGAAAGCUGCAGCUUGGAAUGAUGUUAGUCGGCGGAAGUGCUGUUUGCUGUGUGGAUGAAGUGAGCAGCGGCAUCGAUCCCCUAUCUCGACGCAAACUCUGGGAUAUUCUGCUGGCUGAGAGAGGAAAGAGGACUUUGAUUCUGACUACGCAUUUUCUGGACGAGGCCGACCUUCUUGCUGAUCACAUUGCCAUCUUGUCCAAGGGAACACUGCGGGCUGAAGGUUCGUCUGUGGAGCUCAAGGAUACACUUGGAGGUGGUUACAGAGUCAACGUACACAAGAACCCGGAUAUCAGAGGAACUCCUAAUAUCGCUGGCGUGAGAAAGAAGGAUGCUUUUGACCUGAUCACCUAUGUCGCCCCAACGUCUAGACUAGCUGCGGAGGUCAUCAGGGCACUACAGAAGGAGAAUAUCACGGAUUAUCGCUUCUCUGGUCCCACUAUUGAAGACGUAUUCCUGCAAGUUGCGGAGGAAAUCAGAGACGAAGAAAUCUUCCGGGAGACCGAGACCAUCGUCGAGAAAAUGCCAAUCAAAGAUGACAGCAGCUUUUCGCGGGAUUCCUCCAGUCCGAAUAUGGGACAGGGGCUUGGCCUAAAGCUUCUUGAUGGCAAACGAUUGGGCUACUUCGAACAAGCCGUCAUCCUGUUCAAGAAGCGUUGGACAGUACUAAAGAGAAAUUGGAUUCUUUAUGCCAUUGCCUUCCUGCUUCCCAUCAUGGCGGCAGGAUUAACUUCUCUUUUCGUCAAAAACCAAGAGCCGACAGGUUGCAGGCCCACUGACCAGGCCUCGACCUCUGAUACUGAGGACGCAUUUACUCAAAUCGGUGACGGUGAUAGCCUCGUUUUCCUUGCCGGGCCAUCUAGCAAAUUCAAUCAGACGCUGAUUUCGAAUCUAUUCCAACCCAUCUUUGGUAUCAACCCUAGCCCCAUUCUCAGCAUCGCUGCGUCUUCUCUUAGCAACCUUCACCUCGUCGAAACCUUUGAUGAAUUCAAUCAGUUUGUUCGAGACAACAGCAAAAACCUCACUACAGGUCUUUGGCUUGGCGACGCCAACACAAAUCCCACCGUUGCCUGGGUUGGUAACGUGUUUGUUACGAGCCCACUUACGGCUCAGCAAUUCCUCGACGUGAUGCUGACGAACACUACGAUUGCUACAUCAUGGUCUUCCUUUGACGUUCCUUUCAACUCCUCCAUCGGAAAAGCUCUCAAUUUGGUCAUCUAUAUGGGCUUGGCGCUCUCUUGCUACCCAGCAUUCUUCGCUCUGUAUCCGAGUAACGAGCGCAGGCGAUUUGUGCGCAGCUUGCAGUACUCCAACGGCGUCAGGCCAUUUCCCCUGUGGGUGGCCUAUCUCUUAUUUGACUUUAUAAUGGCCCUGGUCAGCUCCGCAAUUGUCACCGCUCUAUGGGCUGGAUUGUCAAAUGUUUGGUUCCACAUUGAAUAUGUCUUUGUGGUGCUCUUUUUGUAUGGCCUGGCUUCGAUCUUGGUGUCAUAUAUGGUAUCUCUGUUCACCAAGUCGCAGCUAGCCACGUUUGCCUGGGCGGCUGCCGGGCAGGCGGUUUUCUUCCUCGGCUACUUGAUCGCCUAUGUCUGUGUCAUUACAUAUGUCGAGGUCUCCAAGAUUGACAACACACUUUUGGUCUGCCAUUUUGUCAUCUCAGCAUUCAUGCCUGUCGGCUCGGUGACUCGAGCACUAUUCCUCGCAACAAACCUCUUCUCUACUGCUUGCGAUGGCAACGAGCUUUCUACAAACCCCAGCGGCCUCAAGGCGUAUGGAGGUCCUAUCCUUUAUCUCAUUAUCCAGUGCAUCAUUCUAUUCGGACUAUUACUUUGGUUUGACAGCGGAAAUGCAGAUGAGGAAGUGAUGCAAGAAGAGCUUAGGAUUGCGAAUUCUGCGGAAGAUGACGGCCUCAAAGUUUUGCACUUGACAAAGUCAUUCGGGAAGAACCUCGCGGUGGACAACGUGAGCUUUGGCGUGAAACGUGGCGAAGUCUUUGCCCUCUUGGGUCCAAAUGGAGCAGGCAAAUCCACCACCAUUUCACUCAUUCGGGGUGACCUCAAGCCAAACCUCAAUGGCGGAGACAUCUUUAUUGAAGACGUGUCUGUGACAAAGAAUCUGGCUGGUGCGAGAGCAAACCUUGGUGUUUGUCCCCAAAUCGACGCCUUGGAUCAGAUGACUGUUAGAGAACAUCUGGAAUUCUAUGCCCAGGUUCGGGGCAUUCCUAAUAUCGAGCAUAAUGUCACCGCAGUUCUACAAGCCGUUGGCCUCAGCUCUUUUUCAACACGCAUGGCAGCCGCCCUUUCAGGCGGCAACAAGCGCAAGCUGAGUCUGGGAAUUGCUCUCAUGGGCAACCCCGGUGUCGUCUUACUUGAUGAGCCCUCGUCAGGUUUAGAUGCCGCAUCGAAGCGAGUCAUGUGGAAGACACUCCAGGCCACGGUCCCGGGCCGAUCCAUCCUGUUGACAACACACAGCAUGGAAGAGGCCGACGCGUUGGCUGGUCGUGCUGGCAUUCUAGCCGGACGAAUGCUCGCUCUCGGUACACCUGAUGACCUGCGGCAUCGCUUCGGUGACGCCCUACAUGUGCAUCUUGUGUCGAGCACAGCCCCCAGGACAACAAAAGAGGAGAUGGAAGCCAUCACGUCGUGGAUUCUCGAUACACUACCUACAGCCAAGCUUGAGUCGAAGAUGUACCAUGGACAGCUGCGAUUCUCAGUUCUCUCGAGCCAAGUUCUUGCUUUCACCAAAGGUCCAGGUGCCGACGAUGUGACACCCGUUGGACAUGAUAUCAGCCAAGGAGCCAUUGGCCGACUCGUCGUCCUACUGGAAGAGAACAAGACUCGCCUUGGUGUUGAGCACUACAGCGUCAGCACUACGACUCUUGACCAGGUCUUUUUGGAUAUUGUUGGUCAGCACAAUAUCCAGGAGGAGAAUCACGAGACGAAGCCAGGCUUUUUGAAACGAAUGCUGAAGUUCAGAAAAUCUUGA
Trichoderma breve is the source of this 4749-nucleotide messenger RNA. Its product is annotated as ABC transporter domain-containing protein. Gene Ontology annotation, biological process: transmembrane transport; lipid transport. Gene Ontology annotation, cellular component: membrane; intracellular membrane-bounded organelle. Gene Ontology annotation, molecular function: lipid carrier activity; ABC-type transporter activity; ATP hydrolysis activity. The transcript has 3 exons. The record is from RefSeq and is a predicted model, not a curated record. Lineage: Eukaryota; Fungi; Ascomycota; Sordariomycetes; Hypocreales; Hypocreaceae. Bases 1 to 4749 code for a protein of 1582 amino acids.